AUGCCUAUUGAAUCAGAACCAAUUGGAAGCAUUCCAAGACCAGUGUACCUGGUGGAACCAAUACUUAGUGGCAAUCAACCACCCGAGCUAAUGUAUGACAAGGCCUUGGCAGAGACUGUUCAAAGAUUCAUUGAGACAGGCUCAAAGGUGAUCACAGAUGGAGAGCAACUGAAGCCAUCUUUCCUUACCUAUCCCAUCCAGGGAUCGAAUCAGCUGCAGGGCGGUGGUGUCGAGAUCCCUUUCGCUGACAACCACAAGCGUCAGCUGCCCGUGCUCUCUGGUCAGAACCUACCAUUCAAAUACAACCGCUAUGCCCGAGAGUACCUGGACAAGUGUCGUCAAUGCGCUACGGGAGACUGUUUGAUCAAGGUGCCAAUUAUCUCUGCCAGCGCAAUGAGUCUGCUCUAUCCAAUGGAUCGCGAGAUUCCAGGCUAUCCCAGGACUGCAUUCAUAGCUGACAUGCUCAACGAGGUGGAGAAGGACAUUAGAAAGGCUUUGGAGGGAGGCGCACAUGUCGUCCAGAUUGACGCCACCGAGCUGAGACUCUCGCUCAAGCUUGAUCCAAGUGGCGCUCUGCUGAGAUCAUUCGUCGAUCUCAACAACCAAGUGUUCAACCGCUUCACGCCAGAGGAGCGAGCCAAGUUGGGCAUCCACACCUGUCCAGGCGGUGAUAUGGAUUCCACUCACAGUGCCGACAUUGACUACCUCAGUCUACUACCAACGUUGUUUAACAUCAAUGUCAAGCGCUUCUACUUGCAGUAUGCCUCGGAGAUCGAUAGGAAGCGUGUGCUUGAAUGCGUCAGGGAAAAUGUGAAGCCCGAUCAGCUUUUGUUCUUUGGCGUCACCGAUGUGAUCAACCCUCGUGUCGAGACCGCUGAAGAGGUGUGCGACACCAUCCUGGAGAUUUCCAAAUACAUACCGAUUAAUCAGAUUGGCACAACAGACGACUGUGGCUUCUCCCCCUUCUGCGACGACCAGUCCACCAGUCGAGACAUUGCCUUUGCCAAGAUCAAGGCAAGGAUUGAUGGCACACGCAUGGCAGAGCAGCAUCUUGGUCUCUAG
Messenger RNA from Acytostelium subglobosum LB1, 1062 nucleotides. RefSeq lists its product as hypothetical. Lineage: Eukaryota; Evosea; Eumycetozoa; Acytosteliales; Acytosteliaceae. The record is from RefSeq and is a predicted model, not a curated record. The transcript has a single exon. Bases 1 to 1062 code for a protein of 353 amino acids. Gene Ontology annotation, molecular function: zinc ion binding; 5-methyltetrahydropteroyltriglutamate-homocysteine S-methyltransferase activity.